CCCCCGUCCCUUAUAAAAGGCUUUGCCAUUGUCGCCCCUGUAGUUGGCGGCAGACCCAGAGAGUAGUGUCUGGUGCUUUGGUACAAGCCUCGCAGCCUCAUCAGAUCAAUAAGGGGAGCUGUUGUUUCGCCCAGCAUACACUCACGGGAACAUCGCGGGGUGCUUUACCAUCACAGAACACCUACUUCCCUUUCGCGUCAAGCCCGGAUCUGCCUGGUUUCUGUCGUUCCUAGAAGUGCCUAUUUAUUGACAGUACUUUCGAAUUCCAACUGUCACUGAUCUGUCACCAGCAGAGGUUUAGGCUUUUACCACUCAGGGAUUACGGGCAAACACUUUAGGCGUUACAAAAACUGUGGCAAUCGUUUGUGAAAAGUUUAGAUACUUGGAAAAAACUGCGUUUAGGAGCGCUAAAAAGUUAAGUUAGUAUCGUAAUAUUGGGAAUAAGACGCAAAGAAGCACAGAACCAACCAGCUUUAAUCAACAUUAAGAGAAAAGGUAGCAUACAUUUAAACUAAGAGUUGUGAUUUCUACGCUGACUCAUCGAAACAGUUUGUAUUCUCUUUGCUGAAAUAGUCUUUUUGUGACUGAAACGUAAAUUCAAGUUGUGCCAAAACCACAAUGUCUAUUGCCUUUGAUAUAGACCCCUUCAAAAACAUACAACCCUUUCUCUGCAUGCAACUCAAAGUGCCUCAUUCAAAAGAAGAUUUGGUCUAAAAAACAUACGUCUCAAGCCCCCUAAAAAAUAUCGACCACAGAAAGCAAAGAAGUGUGGGGAUUUCAGUUUUUAAAAGUAUUUACUGAACGAUAUACAUCAAAGCUCGAUGCCGGAAAUACGUGUUUCAAGUUAGAACAAACAUCUAGAGACCACAUUCGUGACACGUGACUGAGACAAGUGGUCAACUCCAUUAGAAGUGAUAUUCACAGGAGAACUAGUGUACUAGGACUCAUCUCAGGAAAUAUUGUAACUUUGACUGCAGACAUUAUAAAGCCUGCUCCUCAUACAUUCACGGCCAUCGCUAUCUCAAGCCUGCUCUUACCUUUGUCGUGACACCUUGAGGCAAUUACUAUUCACAGCGGAUAUUUUGCUUUAGCUGUAAAUCCCACUAGCACUUCUAAUCUAAAUACAGAAAAAAGACGAAAUAUAUAUCUUCACAUUCAGUUCAGGUCGUAGUUAAGUAAAACGAAACGUGUAACAAAAAGAUCUUGUUCUCUCUCUGAUAUUGCCCUCUCUCAAUCACUGUGCUUUUGUUACCUCGAAGGACAUUGUACAUCCCUAACUCAGUUAAUCAAGAUCUCACCAAAGAGGGCAAAACAUAAAAGUUUAAAAAUAGCAGAAGGAAGACGUAACGAAACAAAGCCUUUCAAAAGUCAACUUAUACUUUCAUCAUUGUGAGUUCUUCGCACAGGAGGAAAACUUCAAAGAGCUCUCCAUUUCUCAGGGGGGUAGGGAAACUCUGUCACCAUAUCUUUGGACACCUACACUAAAACUUCCAAUUUCAAACCAUUUUCCUAUUACUUAUCGUGCCGUCUCUGCCUCAGAGAUCGACGCCCACACCUCCAACCCUUCAGUUGUUCUUCGGAACGAUCGCCAGUGACCGUGCCGCCUUGGGAUAGGGUUGGGUUGGAUGAUCUGGCCCAUGCAGGUACCUCUCGCCCGUCUACCCUGCACAGCAUCCUGUUUCGGCGUCCAAAGGCUUUAGCACAGGGGCGGGCAGCCGCGCGGCGUAUGCUGGAAGUAUGCAAAUGAUAUUGAUGAUAGGGAUAAUGUUCAUCUCUCUGAUUGGCAAGCCCUCCGCCAUUACCUCAGCCACCGCGGUCUCAAGAGUGACCCGAGCCCAACUGCUCAGGGCUAUACUGGAACACAGUCGCUAUUCCCACGACGUUUCGAAGCGGAAUCUAGAGCGUGUGGACGUAACGUACCGCAUGGACUGCUGUGCCUCUGAGACCCACCUCAUUCACCCGCGCGGAGGUCUGGCCCGCGAUGGGAAGCUUCUAGAAAUCUACCGGGACCACCGCACGGUGCAGAAGUUCUACCAGACGACGUGCAGACCUGAAAUUUUGAACAAGCCGUGCCCCCUGGUGGACCACAAGUUCCAGCACGUCUCCAGGUGUGUGCAAAAAUACAGCUACGUGUAUGCCUUCGUUAGGGACUUCAACGUCUCGGAAAGUUUUCGCUUGGACUACAUUAAGCUCAAGUCUGGGUGUUCAUGUGAACUCGAUUUUACGCUUCGGGAAGAUAUUAUGGAGUACCGUUGAACUACUGUCGCCGCCACCCGCCGCCCCUCCCUACCCAAGCACGGGGGCUUUUGCAGACCUGGGGAACUACCGCUCUGGGCUUCAUCUGUUAUUGUUAUUUUAUUAUAAAUCCCCAUGCUAUUGAUAAUGAUAGUUAUUGCUGAGUAUGCCCACAUUUGCAAUGGUCGUAGAAAUAAAAAUUAAUUAACUUUUCAAAGUGUCGGAACUUACAGUUGUUCAUUACUUGCACUCUUAGUCAUCUCUUGGGGGAGGGGUGGGGGUGUUGGGAAAGAAAACAAAGAACAGGCUUUAAAUAAAAACAUAUAUCUGUG
Aplysia californica (California sea hare) is the source of this 2567-nucleotide messenger RNA. RefSeq lists its product as uncharacterized. Lineage: Eukaryota; Metazoa; Mollusca; Gastropoda; Aplysiida; Aplysiidae. Gene Ontology annotation, cellular component: extracellular region. Gene Ontology annotation, biological process: central nervous system formation; innate immune response; regulation of Toll signaling pathway. The coding region runs from base 1738 to 2256 and encodes 172 amino acids. The transcript has 3 exons. The record is from RefSeq and is a predicted model, not a curated record. Gene Ontology annotation, molecular function: Toll binding; growth factor activity.